Molecule: messenger RNA, 1125 nt
Organism: Letharia lupina
Lineage: Eukaryota; Fungi; Ascomycota; Lecanoromycetes; Lecanorales; Parmeliaceae
Exons: 2
Coding region: 1-1125 (374 amino acids)
Source: RefSeq, a predicted model, not a curated record
AUGGGUACGACUCGAGUCACCAACUGGUCAUACGGUGUCGAUUUCGACGACGGCAUCACGGUUCUUCAAUGGAACAAGAAGACUGAAGGCACCUGCAAAGUCAAGCCUAUCGUGGAAUCGCCCCCCACGAUUAUCCAGGAUAAGUCCACUGCUCAAUCUCAAUGGCGUCUAGAGGCCAAGUGUGUCGAGAUCAAAGAACCAGAAUUCGACUCCAAGUCGAAUGGCGACAAUGCGCCGGGCAUCGAAAACGCAAAGACAUUUGCAUUGGCAAGUCUGAACAAGGAGAUCGAAGUUGUCAAGAUCGGCGGUCUCACGAAGAGCAAUUUCAACAAGAAGUCGCUCGGCGAUGAAGAGCUCCGUCAACAGAUGAUCAGACUUGCGGCGGGGAAAGCUCGAGGGUCUCCCGCGAUGGACGCCGGCGUAAUGGUCAUCGAUAAAGACGGAGAUGUGACUGUCGAAGUGAUUGAGUAUGACGAUCAGAUUAGAGAUGGCAAUGGCAACAGACCUGUCACGCGAAACCUACAAUUUCGAGUUUGUCGGGAGGUCUUGACCAAAAAUUCGUCAACCUUCGCGGCAAUGUUUCGCCCUUCUCACUGGACAGAAGCCCAGACGGAUUUGGUCAAGCUCGAAGAGGACAGUGUCGCAGGUAUGGCUAUUUGGUUCCGGAUCCUACACGACACUGACUUGGUUUACGAUGUACCGUUGGAAGAAAUGUGGCGUCUUGUAACAGCUUGCGAUAAGUAUCACUUAAAUCUCAGCAUGCUGAAACCCUGGUUCGCGGACUGGUAUCAGAAGCAAAACAUCGAUCAGUACUACAACAAUUGGACCAUCAAAGGCAGGCACAAUACUGAUCUCCUGGACCCACGUUCCUUGCUCUAUCCAUGCUGGAUUUUCGAUCAUGCGGAAGGCUUUAUGAGAGCGACGCACUUCUUGAGCUACAAUUCCGUUGGCCAUAUUACCGAACACAAUCCCACAAUCCACCGCGAUCUGCGGGUUGAAAGCCGUGUAAUCCCGUAUAAAAACAGCUCAACGCCGCGAAAGGACGGCUUCGAACAGUCCUUCACAACGAGCUUUUCCGUCCAAAUGAAAGACUGCUCGAGGCACGCUGCAAGUGCAAAGAGAUGA